Molecule: messenger RNA, 1085 nt
Organism: Corvus hawaiiensis (hawaiian crow)
Lineage: Eukaryota; Metazoa; Chordata; Aves; Passeriformes; Corvidae
Gene: MRPS22
Product: mitochondrial ribosomal protein S22
Exons: 8
Coding region: 1-1002 (333 amino acids)
Cellular component (GO): mitochondrial small ribosomal subunit
Molecular function (GO): structural constituent of ribosome
Source: RefSeq, a predicted model, not a curated record
AUGGCGGCGCUGGGGGUGCGGGGCUCGGCGGCGCUGCCCGCGCGGCUGCGGGCGCUGUGGGGCCUCCCAGCGCGGCGGGCGCUGGCGGCGGACGCGGGCGAGGGAAAGGCCGCCAAGCCCAAGCCCGCCUUCACGGACGAAGCGGUCCAGACGUUGCUUUACAAAAUGACGGGACUCGACCUGCACAAGGUAUUCCGGCCUGUGAAAAAGGGCCUCAAGCCGCCCAACUACAAGCUGAUGACCGAAGCUCAGCUGGAAGAGGCCACAAGAAAAGCCAUUGAGGAAGCUAAAGUAAAACUAAUCAUGCCCCCUGUUUUGAAUGAACGAGAGCCAAUUGAUGAUGUCUUAGCAGAAGACAAAGUCCUUGAAGGAACUGAAACUGCAAAAUAUGUGUUUACAGAUUUAAGUUAUUCCAUUCCACAUCGUGAACGUUUCAUUGUGGUUAGAGAACCCAGUGGGGUGUUACGCAAAGCGACCUGGGAGGAACGAGACAGAAUGAUACAGAUAUUCUUCCCAAAGGAAGGGCGCAGAGUGAUUCCCCCCACGUUAUUCAAGGAUGAGAACCUUGGGACGGUAUUCCAGCAAGACCGUCAUGAAGAUGUCCUUAACAUGUGCAUUGCUCAGUUUGAGCCAGAUUCACCUGACUAUAUCAGAGUUCAUCACCGCACUUACGACGACAUUGACAAACACGCCAAGUAUGACCUGCUCCGCUCAACGAGGCACUUUGGGGGCAUGGUGUGGUAUCUGGUCAACAGAAAGAAGACAGAUGGCUUACUCAUAGAUAUGAUCAACAGAGACUUGCUGGAGGAUGCUACAAGUUUAAUUACACUGUAUCAUAUGCUUCAUCCUGAAUGUCAGUCAGCAAAAGAAGCUAAAGAAGGGAAACUUCAAGGAGUUGAUCUGAUCAAGGUAUUUGCAAAAACUGAAUCUCAGAAAGAAGGUUAUAUCCAGCUGGCCCUGCAGGCUUAUGAAGAAGCAAUGGCUACUUCUUCAGCUUCAUGAAGUAAACAUCAGCUCAUCAUAAGUUUUAAGUCUGUUUAUAAAUAUUUUCUGUACAGGAUUCCACAAUAAAUACUUGAAAUUGA